AUGAUUACAGCGAUUAUUCGCUGGUCGCUUCGCAACCGAUUCCUGGUGCUGCUGGUUAGCGGCGUGUUGGUUGCCUGGGGCGUUUACUCGGUGCGCGAAACGCCGGUUGAUGCAUUGCCGGAUUUAUCGGAUGUGCAGGUCAUCAUCAAAACACCUUAUCGCGGACAGGCGCCGCAGGUGGUGGAAGACCAGGUGACCUAUCCAUUGAGUACCGCCAUGCUCUCGGUCCCCAGAGCGUUGAGCGUUCGUGGCUAUUCGUUUUUCGGUGACUCCUACAUCCAUGUCAUCUUUGAAGACGGUACCGAUCUUUACUGGGCAAGGUCACGAGUGCUUGAAUAUUUGAGCCAGGUGUCAGGCCAGCUGCCCGCGGCCGCCAGGCCCGUCCUGGGGCCAGACGCUACGGGCGUUGGAUGGAUCUAUGAAUACGCACUGGUUGAUCCCAGUGGUGGACACGAUCUGGCGGAACUGAGAAGUCUGCAGGACUGGUUUUUGAAAUUUGAACUGCAAACCGUGCCCGGAGUGGCCGAAGUAGCCACUAUCGGUGGCAUGGUGCGCCAGUAUCAGGUGGUUGUGGAACCGGACCGACUGCACGCAUUGGGCCUGCCGUUGUCCAGCGUUACAACAGCGAUUCGUGAGAGCAAUCAGGAAGCGGGUGGCUCCGUGAUCGAAAUGGCCGAAGCGGAAUACAUCGUGCGCGCCACUGGCUAUCUCGAAAGUGCUGAGGACCUCAGCACUAUUCCCCUUGGUUUUACCCCCCGGGGAACGCCCAUCCUGUUGAGUGAUGUUGCCCAAAUUCAGAUUGGACCUGAAAUGCGACGUGGAAUCGCUGAACUAAAUGGAGAAGUUAAACAACGCCUUGCAACGUUGCGCGACGGCCUGCCUGAAGGCGUGAAAAUUGUAGAAACCUAUGAUCGGUCCACGCUCAUCAACAGCGCCGUGGACAAUCUCAAGAGAACGCUCAUAGAAGAGUUUCUGAUUGUUGGACUGAUCUGCGCCGUUUUUCUGUUUCACCUGCGAUCCGCUGCGGUCAUUCUCAUUAGCCUGCCCAUUGGAAUAUUGAUCGCAUUCAUUGUGAUGAACCUGCAGGGAGUGAAUGCCAACAUCAUGUCGCUGGGAGGAAUUGCAAUUGCCAUCGGCGCCAUGGUGGACGCCGCCAUUGUGAUGAUCGAUAACGUGCACAAACAUCUCGAGCGUGAACCGCUGGGCGCUGAAAAUCGAUGGCGGAUAAUUGGAGAGGCUGCCAGUGAAGUUGGACCGGCGCUGUUCUAUUCGCUGCUGAUUAUCACCUUGAGCUUUCUGCCCAUUUUCACCCUACAGGCACAGGAGGGCCGGCUGUUCGCGCCAUUGGCAUUCACCAAAACUUAUGCAAUGGCGGCCGCCGCCAUUGUUGCCAUCACUCUGGUGCCGGUGUUAAUGGGGUAUUGCAUUCGUGGCCGUGUGGUGCCUGAGGCGAAAAAUCCCAUUAAUCGGGGGCUGGUGGGGUUGUAUCGGCCGGUGAUUGCUGGCGCCCUGCAUUAUCCCAAAGCAACAUUGGCAGGCGCUGCCAUCAUCGCGCUGGUUGGCCUGUGGCCCGCAACGCAGCUUGGAUCAGAGUUCAUGCCGGAACUGGACGAAGGCGAUUUGAUGUAUAUGCCUACUACCUAUUCCGGCGUUUCCAUCGAUAAGGCCCGGGAAAUCCUUCAGCAAACUGACAAGCUCAUCCAAACGCUGCCAGAAGUAAAAACGGUAUUCGGCAAAAUAGGGCGUGCAGAAACGGCUACCGACCCUGCGCCGUUGACCAUGAUUGAAACAACUAUCCAGCUUAAGCCGAAGGAGCAGUGGCGCCCCGAUAUGACCUCAGAAAAAAUUCGGGCAGAGCUAGAUCGUCUUGUUCGGUAUCCCGGUUUAACCAACGCCUGGGUGAUGCCCAUCAAGACGCGUAUCGACAUGUUAGCCACCGGCAUAAAGACCCCCGUUGGCGUUAAGGUAGCCGGCCCAGACCUGGCGGUGAUUCAGGAAAUUGGACAGGAACUGGAAAAGCUUCUGAAGCAGGUUUCUGGCACGGCCUCUACUUACUCAGAACGGGUCGCUGGUGGGCGCUACGUCGAUGUGGAUAUUGAUCGGGCAAGGGCGGCGCGUUAUGGAUUAAACAUCGACGAUGUGCAGGACGUUGUGCGCUCCGCCGUCGGCGGCAUGAAUAUCACCCAAACUGUUGAGGGACGUGAGCGGUAUCCGGUAAACGUGCGUUACCCGCAACGAAUACGAGACUCUCUGGAGCAACUGAAACUGUUGCCCAUUAUUACGCAGCGCGGUGCACACAUCGCUUUGGCUGACGUGGCUGACAUUCGGGUGACCGAUGGACCACCGGUGAUCAAAACGGAAAACGCUCAAUUAAACGGUUGGACGUACGUGGACAUCACGGAUCGCGAUCUGGGCUCUUUUGUCGCGGAGGCGCAGCAGACCGUAGCGGCAAACAUCAACUUACCGGCAGGCUAUUCCAUUUCCUGGUCUGGCCAAUAUGAGUAUUUGGUACGCGCAAAAGACCGGCUGACAUUAAUUGCGCCACUGACCAUCGCCAUCAUCAUCUUUUUGCUGUACCUAAAUUUUCGCCGUUUUGCUGAAGUGGCGAUCAUUAUGGGUACGUUGCCCCUGGCAUUAGUCGGCGGCUUUUGGCUGAUGUACGUGUUGGAUUUCGACCUGUCGGUGGCGGUGGGUGUGGGUUUUAUCGCACUGGGUGGCGUGGCUGUAGAAAUUGGUGUGGUAAUGCUGGUCUAUCUGGAACAAGCCAUGCAAACUCAGCGAGAUCUGACGGCAAAGCAAGGGCGCUCAAUGACCGGAACCGACAUCCGCAAUGCCGUGAUCGCCGGAUCUGUGCUGCGGGUACGCCCAAUUGUGAUGACGGGAGCAGCAACCAUCGCAGGUCUCUUGCCCAUCAUGUUUACCACUGGCACCGGGUCUGAGGUUAUGCGCCGAAUCGCCGCGCCCAUGGUCGGCGGCAUG
Nerophis lumbriciformis (worm pipefish) is the source of this 2979-nucleotide messenger RNA. The record is from RefSeq and is a predicted model, not a curated record. Lineage: Eukaryota; Metazoa; Chordata; Actinopteri; Syngnathiformes; Syngnathidae.